Molecule: messenger RNA, 2408 nt
Organism: Glycine soja
Lineage: Eukaryota; Viridiplantae; Streptophyta; Magnoliopsida; Fabales; Fabaceae
Product: serine/threonine protein phosphatase 2A 57 kDa regulatory subunit B' theta isoform-like
Exons: 4
Coding region: 470-2041 (523 amino acids)
Biological process (GO): signal transduction
Cellular component (GO): protein phosphatase type 2A complex
Molecular function (GO): protein phosphatase regulator activity
Source: RefSeq, a predicted model, not a curated record
UCGAGACUGAAUGGGUGAAAUCUGUACGACGGUUUUUUUUUUUCAAAGGAGAGAAAGAAAAAGGGCACUGUUGCUGAGGAUUUUAUAUGGGCCAUUUCGAUCAGACCCAGAUUCUGUUUCUGUCUGAUCCAACUAUAUUUUCAACUGAAAUUUUCAUAUAAGGAGGACGAGAAGAUUUUCCCUCAAUUGAAGCAGGGUGGAUGCUUCUGCUUGUGGCUUCUCUCAAUUGGAAUGGCUUGUUAAUAAGUUUAGGAAAGAUCAGUGUUUUUUUUAUUGGAACGAUAGAAGUGGAGUUCUAGGGUUUUUGUUUCUCUUGGCUGUCAUUUUUGCUUGAGUUCAACUUAUGGGAACUGGGAUAUCUUGCCACUAGAGAUUGUUGUUUUGUUUGAUUUGAAGGGCUUUAGCCAAGUAGUGUGCUCUGGAAGUGAAGUGCAUGAGAAGGGUUUUUGUGUUGCACCGAUUUUAAGUCAUGAUCAAACAGAUAUUAAAUAGGCUCCAACGGAAACCCUCCAAAUCAGUGGAAAAUCAUGAAGGAGGGGGAGCGAUAACAUCCCCUUCAACUACUUCUACCAGUUCAAGAAGCAGUGAUUUAGCACGUUUCCAUUAUGGAAACUCAACCGCUUCGCCUCUUUCAGGCCUUAAUUCUAAUUCAUUUCCUGGAUUAAAUCAUGGUGACAAGUUUCCCCAUGCUGUGAAUUCAAAGCUUAAUGGGAGUUUGGCAGCUUCCUCGUAUGAAGCCUUGCCAAGUUUUAAAGAUGUUCCAAAUUCAGAGAAGCAGAACUUGUUUAUAAGAAAGGUGCAAAUGUGUUGUUUUGUGUUUGACUUCACUGACCCUACAAAGAACCUCAAAGAGAAGGACAUUAAGCGGCAAACAUUAGUUGAACUUGUGGAUUAUGUUUCUUCUGCUAAUAGCAAGUUUACAGAAAUAAUGAUGCAAGAAAUUGUGAAAAUGGUAUCUGUAAAUUUGUUCCGGACGUGGACCUCCCCCCUCCGUGAAAACAAAGUUCUAGAAGCCUUUGAUGUGGAAGAUGAAGAACCUUUGAUGGACCCUGCAUGGCCUCACUUUCAAAUUGUAUAUGAACUCCUUCUAAGGUUUGUCGCAUCACCUGAGACUGAUGCAAAAUUAGCAAAAAGAUAUGUCGAUCAUUCAUUUGUUCUCAAACUAUUAGACCUAUUUGAUUCAGAAGAUCCCAGGGAGCGGGAUUACUUGAAGACAGUUCUUCAUCGUAUAUAUGGGAAAUUUAUGGUGCACCGACCCUUCAUUAGGAAAGCAAUCAACAAUAUAUUUUAUCAGUUCAUUUUUGAAACUGAGAAACAUAAUGGGAUUGCAGAGCUUUUAGAAAUUUUGGGGAGUAUAAUCAACGGAUUUGCUUUGCCACUGAAAGAAGAACACAAAUUAUUUCUUGCGCGAGUGCUCAUUCCUCUUCAUAAACCAAAAUGCAUACCAAUUUACCAUCAGCAGUUAUCAUACUGCAUCACCCAAUUUGUGGAAAAGGACUGCAAGCUUGCUGAUACUGUCAUCCAGGGAUUACUAAAAUAUUGGCCUAUUACAAACAGUUCCAAGGAGGUUAUGUUUCUAGGUGAGCUGGAGGAAAUCUUAGAAGUAACUCAACCUGCAGAGUUUCAACGUUGUAUGGUACCAUUGUUCCACCAAAUAAGUCGUUGUUUGAGCAGUUCACAUUUCCAGGUAGCAGAGAGGGCUUUGUUCUUAUGGAACAAUGAUCACAUUGAGAACCUAAUCAAGCAGAACUGCAAAAUUAUUCUUCCUAUUGUAUUGCCUGCUCUAGAGAAAAAUGCUCGAAACCACUGGAAUCAGGCAGUCCAAAGUUUGACAAUAAAUGUACGCAAGAUCUUUGCUGAUACCGAUCCUGAACUCUUGGAGGAGUGCCUGCGCAAGUUCAAGGAAGAUGAAGCACAAGAGAAAGCUUUGAAGUUGAAGCGAGAGGCUACAUGGAAGCGCUUAGAAGAGAUUGCAGCCAUGAAAGCUGCAAGCAAUGAACCAGUUCUUGUUUCUCCCAGAACGGCGUCUUCUUCUGGCUAGGCAAUUGUGCGCAGUUGAAGCAAUCCUUAAUUUUUUGGCAUUGCAGGGUCCAAAAAGCAUGAAGGUACAAAAGGUUUUGUUUGUUCCCUUGGCCACAUGAUGGAGUCACAAUGCGAUAGGGUGCAAUGUGGCUGUGUCAUGGUUUUGCAUGUGCAAGCAUAGAAUGUAUAUAUUGAAUUGGAUAGAAAUAAAUGGGUGCCUCAGAUAUAGAGUCAAGACACAGUUUAUUUGGAAAAUUUGCUUUUGUAAAGCUGGCGUCUGCAGUUUGAUGUAAUUAAAUUCCUGAGUAUAUUGAACUUGGAAUCUUUUUACCCUUUUUAUUUCAUACUCUCAUUCCACCAUCUAUUAAGCGAUUAUAAAUUUAUUA